CCACCUAGGGGUCUUUUUGUGGCAAUAAUGCGUCUCAGUGGCGCUGGCUUUGAUGUGUGCAAAUAAAGUACUUGCAUAUGCAUCAUCACUAUAACAACCAAGGACAGCGUUACCUGAGCAAGCUUUGUGCUUGUCGACCUGUUCCUAGAGACUGGGUUAAAGCCGCCUCUUGUUAAACAACACCUGUUGCACUGCGAGAUAACACCACAAGCACAACAAAUUGCUGGGGAGAAUGAAUUCUGCUUUAUCCAGAGAUGCUCAGGUCAGGAUCAUGGAAACCACAGUCACCAAUGCGGAGCAGUACCUUGGGCAGUUCUGCACCCUGAUGGGCUGCUACUCACGGAAGACUGCCAGACUGAGAGACAAGACCGACCUCCUGAUCAGGCAGAUCAUGGACUUCGCAAACACAGAGAACUCCGAGCUCAGGAGAUGCCUGAAGGACUUUGCCGAAGAGUUAGCCAAAAUCCAGGACUAUCGACAGGCAGAGGUGGAGAGACUGGAUGCCAAGGUGGUGCACCCGCUGAAAGCCUACGGCAGGAUUACAAAGAACAAACGGGCGGACAUCAAAAAAUUCAUCAGCGUGAGAAACCGUGAAAUAAAAGAAAUUGAAAAACUGCAGCGGCUGAGACAGAAGAACCCUUCGGACAGACAGGGGAUUACACUGGCUGAGGCCAACGUGCAGAAGGCUUCUGUCAAUGCCAAUCACACCACGCGGCAACUGGAGGAAAUCAUUGACGAAUUUCAGCAGCAAAAAAUGAAGGACAUUAAGACCAUUUUUUCAAACUUUGUGACAAUUGAGAUGUUGUUCCACGCCCGAGCCCUGGAGGUUUACUCCAGCGCCUUCCUGCACCUGGAGAACUUUGAUGAAGAAAAAGACCUGGAGGCUUUCAGGUCAAAAAUCUGCAUCAGUGAAUUUGAGAAAAACACACGACUGACUCAGGCACAAAGCACUUCCUCCCUGCAACACUCUCCUGAGAGCCAGAGUCGGGUUCCACGGGGAAAUCUUCAUCCUCUUUAUAAGGAAGAGGAGUCUGAGGAGGUAGAGGAGGAGGAGGAGGAGGAAGAGGUUGAAGAGCUACAAGAGAAUAGUCACAGAUAUGCUCAGUAUGCGAAGAUUGUGAGAUGAAGCACAAUCAGUCACACAUAAUGCACAUCCAUUGUAUCACUGUUUAUAACCAUCCCAUCAAUGUAUCGCUCUUUGUAACAGUGUCUCAGAAUAUCCCAUCAAUGUAUCGCUCUUUGUAACAGUGUCUCAGACUAUCCCAUCAAUGUAUCGCUCUUUGUAACAGUGUCUCAGACUAUCCCAUCAAUGUAUCGCUCUUUGUAACAAUGUCUCAGACUAUCCCAUCAAUGUAUCGCUCUUUGUAACAGUGUCUCACAGACUAUCCCAUCAAUGUAUCGCUCUUUGUAACAGUGUCUCACAGACUAUCCCAGUCAUUGGUACGUGUUUCUGACAGUGUUUUGUGUACACAAAUUGGGAUGAAUGAAAAAGAGAUCAAACUUCAACCACAAAAAACAUCAGUUAUUCCAUGCUGUCAGUUGAAAAUUAUGUGUGUUCUUUAAGCCUAAUGGGUCUCGUGUGGUUCGUAAAAUGAAUGGCGCCCACAGCUGGAAGCAUCAUGUGUGACUUUCAGUCUUGUCUUUUGUGUGGGGCAUGUACAUUUCACAGUGUCAUCAGUCAUUGUGUAUAAAUAAAGCAGGGGUGAGCUGUC
Callorhinchus milii (elephant shark) is the source of this 1712-nucleotide messenger RNA. RefSeq names its product CBY1 interacting BAR domain containing 2 (gene cibar2). NCBI's taxonomy places the organism in Eukaryota, Metazoa, Chordata, Chondrichthyes, Chimaeriformes, Callorhinchidae. Bases 233 to 1126 code for a protein of 297 amino acids. Gene Ontology annotation, cellular component: ciliary transition zone; ciliary basal body. The transcript is spliced from 9 exons. The record is from RefSeq and is a predicted model, not a curated record. Gene Ontology annotation, biological process: cilium assembly.